Messenger RNA from Triplophysa rosa, 1307 nucleotides. It is a transcript of the gene uts2r5, whose product is annotated as urotensin-2 receptor 5. Bases 6 to 1082 code for a protein of 358 amino acids. Gene Ontology annotation, molecular function: urotensin II receptor activity. Gene Ontology annotation, biological process: regulation of blood pressure; neuropeptide signaling pathway; blood vessel diameter maintenance. NCBI's taxonomy places the organism in Eukaryota, Metazoa, Chordata, Actinopteri, Cypriniformes, Nemacheilidae. The transcript has a single exon. The record is from RefSeq and is a predicted model, not a curated record. Gene Ontology annotation, cellular component: membrane.
CUGAAAUGGGCACCGUUGAUCGACUCGCAAUACAUCUGAGAAAUCAGGAGAAUAUAUCCUCAAAUGUCUUUGCCAACCUAUCGCCACCAGCUGCACCCUACGAAGAUGCGCCCCUGUCCUCCUAUGACAUAUUGAUCACAUCGGUACUCGGCACAUUUUUGACUCUCAUGUUUUUAGUUGGCGUGAUCGGAAACGUUUACACCCUGGUCGUCAUGAACAUCUCAGUGCGAGUGACGGGAUCUAUGUACGUCUACAUUGUGAACUUGGCGCUCGCGGAUCUUCUGUACCUCUCCACCAUACCUUUCGUAGUUUGGACCUAUUUUGCGAAGGACUGGUACUUUGGCGACAUUGGGUGUCGUGUGCUAUUCAGCCUGGACUUUCUCACCAUGCAUGCCAGCAUCUUUAUUCUCACCGUCAUGAGCACGGAGAGAUAUCUGGCUGUGGUGAACCCGUUGGACACUUUCGGUCGCUCCAGGCGCUACCGGCGCGCGGUAACCUGUCUGGUUUGGCUCGUUUCUUUCGUGCUGGCUUUACCUGCUAUGAUCAUGAUCGAUUUGAAAAGAGGCGCGCACAACGGCGUGGAGAAACGCAUGUGCCAUCCGACCUGGCAGAUCAGGGCGUACAAGGUGUAUUUGACUGUACUGUUUAACACCUGUAUCCUAGCCCCUGGAUUUAUCAUUGGUUAUCUCUAUCUGAAGUUAGCCAAAACCUAUUGGGUAUCACAAACAUCUAUGUUCUCACCUAGAGAAAGGAACAAAUGUCCUAAGCAAAAGGUGUUAUAUAUGAUAUUUGGCAUAGUUCUCACCUAUUGGGCAUGCUUUUUACCCUUCUGGUUGUGGCAGUUACUCAGUAUCUAUUAUUUUGGGCAUGCUGGCCUGUCAGGCAGCACAGCGGUGUACAUAAACCUUGUUGUGACCUGUUUAGCAUACAGUAACAGUUGUAUCAACCCUUUCUUGUAUACUUUGUUGACAAGGAAUUAUCAGGAAUAUGUUAGAGACAGACAAAAGAGCAGCAUGGCGUUUAAGAAAAGAUUCAGGCAGUCUUCUCAAAGGUCCGUGUCGUCUGGAGUCACUAUACUUUGACAAAUACGCAGCACAAUGGCGUUUUAGAUUCUUACAGCAAACUUUGACAUUAAACUCGACGUCUCAUUCUAUUCUCCUCACUUGCGUAAUUCACGAGACGGAUGAGAAAAUAAAAUGAACAUAGACCUAACUAGUGCUUUUAAAUCAUUAUCACAAGCAUAAAUAUGAGUGUUAAAAUUUUGCACCAUGUCCUCUUUAUGUUGUGCUUUCAGAGAGAUGUUUCGU